AUGAAGUCACUUCCCCUGGAUCAGCACUAUCCGAAGGAACUCCUCACCAUCCUCAGCUCGUUUACCUACGCACCCAACCUCAGACACCUCCGAUUUUCCCAUAUUACUCAUUUGCGCACGUCUGUCUUGCGGGAGGGUGAUGGCCCUCGAAGGCCCAUCAUCAAGGUUCUCCGUCUUUGUACAAAUCUUGAAGAGUUAAUUGAGCGGAGUGUGCGCCGCUUGGAGCCAGAUCCCAUUUUCCCGCCGACACUCCAGAAACUCCUUCCUCGUCUGUCUCGUUUCUUUGCGUGUUCUGGGAGUCAGCUGCAGACUCUUGAUAUCUUGCAUAACGGAGGACUCCAUGGACCCAUCGGAUCAACGGUUCUCAUACCUUCCCCAGCUUUGCAAAUUAGGUCUCUUUCGGACAACGACAAGGAUCCGUCGAGGCGAGAUUUUUACAGGAAAGGGCGGGAUGAGUUGUUGGUUAAGAUUAUCGAUAGGCGGUGGCGAGACUCAGGGUUGUCUCGGGUUCGUAUUAGGUACAAUGAAGCUGGUAUCACUUCAAGUGUAGGGACAAAGACUGCGAGUCGAAACUUGUCGUGCAUUGAUCAUCUCAAAUCGUUGAAAGUGGAAGGGUUGGAUAUCUCUAUCUUGGUUAAAGGAAAUACUAAGAUUCCGUAUGACCUGUUAGAGGACAGUGCUUAG
This is a messenger RNA of Guyanagaster necrorhizus, 684 nucleotides long. RefSeq lists its product as uncharacterized. The record is from RefSeq and is a predicted model, not a curated record. Bases 1 to 684 code for a protein of 227 amino acids. Lineage: Eukaryota; Fungi; Basidiomycota; Agaricomycetes; Agaricales; Physalacriaceae. The transcript is spliced from 6 exons.